GUUCUGCCUUACCUUCCGCAAGACUUUCAUCGUCUUCGAGAUGUCGGGUGCCGCUCGGCAAUUUGGGAAGGAGCGCGAUGCUUUUGACAAACUGCCUCUAGUUCUUCUUACAAAGCCACGCCUGUUCCAGCACACAAUCCACUGCCUUGCCAGCGAUAUAGAUUCGUCUUUGUAUCUGUUCACUCAAUCAUUCAUUAGCUUGCCCUACGACCCAUCUCGACAAUGGCGAGCGCAGAUAUUGUACAAUACUACGAUUAUCUCCAGCUACCCAUCAAUGCGACCCUCGAAGAACUCGACACGAGAUACCUAGACCUUAUUCUAGACUUGACUUCGAAGCAUGCCUUGGUGUACGCGACUGAAGAGGAGGUACAAGAACAGCUACAAUAUCUCGACGAAGCAUAUGCCGCUCUCCUACCAAUCGUCCCUUUGGGUGAAGACGAUAUCGAACUCGUCAAAGAGCCUUUGACGAUGAAAGAGGUUCAGACAGCUCGAGAUCGCAUGGAGAUACCGCGGACGACCAUCGCCGACCAUUGGCACCCACCACUACCAGAAAUUUCGCCCUCACCAACCCCGUCUUCGUCAGACUCAGACUACGAAACUGAUGAGACUGUCACCGAACCCGGAUUUGAAGUCGAAGAAACCGAAGGGAACAUCUUUGAAGUCCCAGAUCGUGCGGUGAUUGUUCACUCAGUGAAUUGUCAAGGUGUCUGGGGAAUCGGAGUUGCGGCAGCACUCAAAAAGGCAUUUCCCCAAGCAUACAGCAUCUAUCGGGCACACUGCAAGCGAGCGGAAAAGCCUCUUGAUUUGAUAGGGACAUGUCUCUUGAUACCUCCUCAAAGGCAGGACUAUGCACACAAGAAAGAGAAGAUCAAAGACGGCGAUGGUCCUAAGGCGAGCUUUCCGCCCGAAAGUAUUGUUUUCGACAAGCGACGCUGGAUUGCUUGCCUGUUCACAAGUAUUGGAUAUGGGAAAUUGAACAUGGCGACAAACAAUCCUGGAAAAGGUUCAAGAGAGGGCAUACUGAUCAACACGAGAUAUGCUCUGGAGGAGCUCCGAACUCAACUUGAAAUUUUUGGGCCAUCCAAUUUCGACGAGCGAACGAGCUGGAGAACAGACGAUGACAAGCCUGGAGAGAUUUGGAGCGUGAAAUUCAACAGUGGAGCAUUUGGUGUGCCUUGGGAGGAGACUCGGGAGAUUCUGGAGCAGGAGUUUGCAGGGUUUGAGCGACCGUGGACAGUGGUAGAGAAGACCAUACAAGCAGAUGCUCAACCUGAAAAGGUCGGGAAGGGCGGAAGCCUUGAGUCAAGUGAAGGUUCUGCUCAUGUGAGACUGCGCUUGACUCUCGGUAAAAAGAGCACGUCUGCCUAA
This is a messenger RNA of Exophiala viscosa, 1368 nucleotides long. RefSeq lists its product as uncharacterized. The transcript is spliced from 3 exons. Lineage: Eukaryota; Fungi; Ascomycota; Eurotiomycetes; Chaetothyriales; Herpotrichiellaceae. Bases 223 to 1368 code for a protein of 381 amino acids. Gene Ontology annotation, biological process: peptidyl-glutamate ADP-deribosylation. The record is from RefSeq and is a predicted model, not a curated record.